Messenger RNA from Mugil cephalus (flathead mullet), 7113 nucleotides. RefSeq names its product indian hedgehog B protein-like. The transcript has 4 exons. The record is from RefSeq and is a predicted model, not a curated record. Gene Ontology annotation, molecular function: calcium ion binding; patched binding. Gene Ontology annotation, biological process: regulation of gene expression; multicellular organism development; protein autoprocessing. Bases 792 to 2096 code for a protein of 434 amino acids. Lineage: Eukaryota; Metazoa; Chordata; Actinopteri; Mugiliformes; Mugilidae.
AAGGGGUGUGAACAUACGGUGCAGCCAACGGCACAGACAAACAAAGAUAACUACUGGAAAUGUGAAGUGGCGGCAAUAAAGGGCAAACCUUAUGUUUGCUGCUUGCCUGCCUGCCAGCAGUGUGGACAAGAUUCUCCAGUGCGCCAUGUGCCCAAGAGGGGCGGGGUGGGUGGCAGAGUAUAGGGACAGAGGGAGCGAGGGAGAGAGAGGAGGGCAGGACUGGCAGGGUGCGGUCUGAAGUGGCAACAGAUCGUUUUGGAUCACUCAAAUCUCUUCAAUUCAACUGGAAAGCUGCAGCCUGUUGCACGCCGGCCGCAUGGAGAGGAAAAAAGCUUUCAGUGCAGAGAGGGCACCCACCAAACAGCGAGCGAAAGUGGCUGAUGUUGUGACAGUUUCCCAGAGCAAAAGAAAAGAGAGGGAGAGAAACCACAACACUGCAACUUGGAUAUCAGUGACCGCUCUCUCUCUUUAACUCUCUCACCCACCAAAUCGACUUUGAACCUGUUUGUUUAAAUACACGGACUUUACAGCCUGCGCUCUUACUGUUGAUUCUGUAAGGCGGUGGGAGCGAAGUUUCUCAAUUUGGGUCAAUGUUUCGGAGAGGCUAAAAACUUUUUUUUUUCUUUUGAUAUCCUGAUGUUGCCCCGUUCAGCCGAGGUGCUGAUCUUCAUUUACCCGAGCUUUUCGGACGUGGGGUUCCAACUGUCACGGACAAUGGAGUCGGGAACCAAACCGGGGAGGUACUGAAGACAUCUCUCUCCCCCGGGAGAGACCUCCCUCCCCCCGGGGCGAUGCGGAUCUCCUUCCUCCUUCUCACCGCCUCUCUGUGUGCCUUGGUCCUCCUCCUCGCACCUGCCUCGGAGGGCUGCGGACCGGGGAGAGGGCACGGCAAGAGGCGGCUCCCGAAGAAGCUCAUCCCGCUCGCCUACAAGCAAUUCAGCCCCAACGUCGCCGAGAAGACCCUGGGAGCCAGCGGGCGACCAGAGGGCAAAAUAACACGCAACUCCGAGCGCUUUAAAGAACUGACGCCGAAUUACAACACAGAUAUAAUCUUUAAAGAUGAAGAGGACACUGGCGCCGACAGGCUCAUGACCCAGCGUUGUAAAGACAAGUUAAACUCGUUGGCCAUCUCUGUGAUGAACAUGUGGCCAGGCAUGAAGCUGAGAGUGACUGAGGGCUGGGACGAAGAUGGUCACCAUUCGGAGGACUCCCUGCACUAUGAGGGCCGAGCUGUGGACAUCACCACGUCAGACAGGGACAGAAAUAAGUAUGCCAUGUUGGCUCGCUUGGCCGUAGAAGCUGGAUUUGACUGGGUCUACUAUGAGUCCAAAGCCCACAUUCACUGCAGCGUCAAGUCAGAACAUUCAGUGGCAGCCAAAACGGGCGGCUGUUUCCCAGGUGAUGCUCAGGUUACCCUCGAAGGCGGGGCCACUAAACAGAUGCAUGACCUUCUCCCUGGCGACCGUGUCUUGGCUUCCUCGACAACAGAUGGUCUUGGUCCCCUUCUCUACAGCCCAGUCUUGUCCUUCCUGGACCGCCAGCCUGCCGUCGCAAAGAUCUUCUACACUAUCGGGACAGACGCGGGACUUAAUAUUACUCUCACAGCAGCUCACCUGAUCUUCGCUGCAGACUGCUCUGCUAGGCUGAGUGAGCCUGGGACGAAUGAAACGGCGGAGGAGACACUACCGGGUCCCAUUUGGGAGGGCAGGCCAGGCUGGAGAGCAGGUCUGAGGACAGUUUUUGCCAGCGAGGUCCGGCCGGGACAGUGUGUGUUAACGUCAGCUGGGAAAACGAGAUCACAGGCAAGACUUUCGGUGGUGACUUUUGUGGAGGAGCAGAGGAACACUGGGUUGUACGCCCCACUCACCCAGCACGGGUCUAUAGUGGUGAACGGUGUGGUGGCAUCCUGCUAUGCUGCUGUGGACAGUCACUAUUUGUCCCACUGGGCCCUGGCCCCACUGAGAUUCUUCUACAGCCUGACAGGGCCUUCAGAAGCGCAGAGCGAUGGGCUGCACUGGUACCCUUGGCUUCUACAGAAGCUGGGGAAAAUACUGCUGGACACCGGACACUUCCACCCCUGGGGUGUCGAACAGUGACAUCAACAGCAGCCGCAGAGAAAUGACUGGUGGCGUACCUGUUUUCAGGAUAACCAAAGUACAGAGUACAUCUUUCCUUCUAUUCAGCGGAAAGCGAUCAACCGAACACUAAAGACAAUCAAUUUUAUUGUGUAAAUAUAUUUUCCACUUGCCUGUACUUGCUGUACUUAAAGAAAACUUUUAAAAUGCACAUUUAAAAUUGAUCAAGUUGACGAAAGUGAAGGCGUGAGAGACAAUGGUAUAAUUUUCAUGAGAUUUGCAUUGGACUUAGAUGUGGCAGAAAACCUGAAAUACAGACAUAGCAGCAGUAGAUUUUAAUAUAUUUCAUUUUCCCUCAGAAAACCCACGAGAUCAAAAGCAGGGAGCAUGACACAGAUCUAGAUCUAGAUUUUUUGUUUUACACCAAAAAAUAAUCAGUGAAGUAAGACAGUCAGGUCUCAUCACUCGCUUGUUCUGAAUUUGCCGUGAUCUGUCAGCCCACAGAUGCAGUUAGAAGAGACAUAAAAGAAUCUUUAGAGAGCUAUGUGCAUAAGAGAGAAACUUCAAGUGAACACCUGAAGGGAACACUUUAGGAGGAGGAAGAGGAGGAGGAGGAGGAAUGAAGAAUAGCACAGAGAACGCUCAUGACUGAACAAGGAGAGAUGUGAGGCUCUAUAUGUACAUAGGUAUUUAUACAGUUAAGUCACACUAGGUAGGAAAUGAAUUAACUUUACACAGUCUUCACUGCAGUGAAUUCUUUAUUCUUCUUUUCAGAGCCCGUUCUGUAUAUCAGAACUAAUUUACAAACCGUUAUUUAACUGCAUAGUUUAUAAAGUUCACUACAGCGUGGAUAAUGAUGUUAUAUCCGUCUGCUGAAUGCUGCGUGGCCGUGUGCUGCAUGCUGUUGGACUGUACUGUAGUUUGAACUAUUGAACGGCAGGGAACCCAGAUGAGGAAACAGCACUUGUGUUGCGGCGUGUGUACAAUUGGUCACUUACUGAUGCAGGACAGAUGCAUGGUGCUACAAUGGCCACCCUGUCUCCUUACCUGUUUUUUUUUCCAAGUCUGCUUUCACACAUUCAAUUGUCUCAAACUGUUUCAUGUGGCUCAUUCAUACAUCUUCAUGUUUUCAUCAGAUGUUUUAUUUAAAGGUCUACUUGUUUUUCACUGUUUCGGGUUUUCAGGUCAGAAGUAUCUUGUUAAAACAAGACUCAGGCUGUAUUCAACUACUGUAUUAAGUAACAGCUAUGCAUCAUAUUAAAUAGUAAUUAUUUUUAUUCUUGAAUAAUAAGAGUUUAUUUUAUAGCUCUCCUUUGCAUGGUCUUUUAUUUUUUAUAUACAUCUGUUACCCCAGACUUAAGGCCCUGAUAGGCAGAGAUGCAGCAAAUCUGACUUUUAACACUUACGCUAUGGGAAGCAGAUCUCAUCCUGUGAUACGUUACUGGGUAGGCGUGAAAUUUUGUAGUUGUCCAAAUGCCCUUCCGGUCUAAAAUCAUUGAGUACGCUCAGACUCAGAUAUUUGCAGUUGUCUGGGAACUCCAAGGUAUUCAUCUAUGACUGCUCAAAGAUUUGUCAAAUAUGUAUAUUAAGCUAUUGUUGGAGAGACUAUUUAAAGAUCUAUUUUUAGAAAAUAAUGUAAAAAUAUUGUUAUUCUGUUUGCAACUCUGUUCAUAAAAAAUACUGUAUUUGAAACAAACUUUUUUUUGUUUUGUUUGUUCAGUCCAGAGGAAAAAAAGCCACAAGCCAUGACAAUCAAGAAAUAGUCUCUGCAAUAAAGUCAGUUGUAAUGUCAUUAAGCCUGUUCUGAUACAAUAAUCAUUUUAGAGGUUCUACUGUGAGGCUAGGAAGAGAGUUUCAAACACGUGCUAGCAGUCAUGUUUGGCUUGUUGAUUGAUGACCAACAAUAACACAGUGAUCGCUGUUAAAGUCAUGGGAAAGUGAAAUAUCUGUAGCACGAUCUGAGCACAGCUUCAGCUGCUGUGGUUACAGGGUGGGCUGCUGGUUGGUUUCAGUACCACGGACAGCAGCUCUCAGCCAGGCUCUUCUUUCCUCUGCUUGAUCUGAAAGAGUCUUUCUUUUUUCCCCAGAAUGUAGUCUUUGGACACAGCACACCCUGCUGGACGCUACUGCACAAAGCAGAGAAGACGUAAUAAUAAUAAUGAUAAGUUAACAGAAGAAAGGGGCCCAGUAGUUGAGGAGAAAUACACUGAGCAGCCACAAUAUUAAAACCACUGACAGGAGAAGUAAAUAAAAUUGACCUUCUUGUGAUGAUACAAUGUUCUGCUCAGAAACUUUUGGACCUGGCAUUCACAUGGAUGUUACUUAGACAUGUACCACCCGCCUAGAGCAGAACACCCCCCUUUUGAACUUUUUUGUAGGACUGAAAUACUUCAUCCUAAAAUCAUGAGUAUCCUGAUGCCAGCAGAUGGUUGGAUUUUAAAAAGACAAUGUAAUCCAACAUUAAAACAGCUCAAAUAAUAUAACAUUCAUAUCACGUAUAAUACAGUAUAUACCAUGCAUGUAUUGACAGUUUACCUUGGAUUUGAUUAACCAUUACAAUGACAGAGAUGACGAGUGUGAGACUUUCAGGACAACAACAUAAAGCUACAUUAAAAUAAAUCUCAUCAUGCAACUGUCAAUAUCAAACUAAAAUAUGUUUACUUUUAGUUAAAUUAUAGAGAUUUAUUGAUAGUUACAUAAUCUUUUAUAGUUAUAGCAUCUAUUAUUGCACAUAUUGUCAGUCAACCAUGCUGAAUGAACACCAAAGGUUGGUCUGGAUCUUCCACAGACAACAACAAACAUCAACACUGAGAGGGUGAUCGCGCUCUGUCCUGAUUUAUUAAUGUGUAUUUCUUUAUUUGUAUUUAAUUGUUGAAGAUCACAUGAUGGUCUGACUGUUUAAGAUUAUUUAAUAAUGGAAUGAGUUCUCUGUUUUGUUGUUUUUGUCCUGUCUUCUUUAUAUAUAUAUAUAUAUAUAUAUAUAUUCCAGGCUGGCUGGUAUAUCUGUUGCGCUUUAAAUAACUAGCUAUCAACACAUGCAAUAUGUCGUCACAUUCAAAGUUCUGGUAAACUAAAUUUGAUGAUUUGAAUCUUGAUAAGUUUGUGUCUGGAUUGGGCAGAUCCAACCCAAUGCUGCUUUGGAAAAAAAUAAAAUGGCACAUGGAUGAAUUACCUGAUUCCACAUAAUGACACAAUUUCCAAGUUCAGAUCAUUCUGGUCAAGAUUUAAGGACAAUUUUGUUUUUAAUAACCUCAACUAGGGUGGUUUGUUUUGCAGUGGAGCUGUGGCCUAAUGGUUACAGAAGCAGCUUUGAGACUGUGGAGUCACCGAUAAAAUCACCAAUAUGAUUGAGGUGCCUUGCGCAAACACCACUGCUUCAAGUGUUUUUCACUUGAACAUAUUGGGCACACAUGGGACAUAUGUACAUAUACACUUUACCUGGCAAGAUAACCCUAACCUGGUUUUAUUACUUUUUACUAUUUACUUUUUAUCUGCAACCUCAAAACCAGGAUUAACUACUAGAGAAAGAAUGCUGACUGUUUCAUUACUAAAAAAAUAUCAAAACAGACCCCAAGAAAGAAGAAGAGAACCUCAAAAAUGUGUAUCCUAGGUAUUUUUUUUAUUAUUAUUGGUCAGUUAGGUACAGGAAAAAAAACUUUUUGUCAUAUCCCAUAGCGCGUCGCUGCAGGAGACUGAUCCAUAAAGACAGAUACAGAACCAGACUCAGGUAAAACAUUCACCAAUUUAUACAUUAAAAUUUGGAAACGAGGAGUCAGAGUGAUUGGUUUACCUAUCAUGUGCAGGUGUUGUUCUCACAUGAGGCUUUUUCAAUACACAUGAAAAAAAUCAUGCACAUCCUGGCGGUUAAAAUACUGAAAACCGUUACAAAAAAAUCUGUCCACCUGAGUCUGGUGGCUUUAAACGUAUCUCUAUGCGCGCCGUCUCCGGAUAAUUAACUCUGUUUGGACCACGAUACUCAGCAACAUUUUGAGGCAAGGCUGAUGGACAACCAUUAAUUAUGAUCAGGACGGAUUGGAGAGAGAGACAGAAUAGUAGUAAAACGCACACUGCAACGGCCCACCACCAUUCGUUAUAUAUCAAGAUUAACAAAAAUAAAGUUAAAAAAUAAAUAAAUAAAAAAAUUGCUUGUUUCAAUUGCCUCAAAUGUGACUCAAGUAUCACUGUCUUAAAUUAAGGGUGUUCACACAACAACACAUGGGAAGUCAGCAUGCUCACAGUAACUCACAUACAGAUAUGAAUGUCUUUAUAGAAUAUGUAUCUGUCAUCACAGCUUGGCAAAAUUACACUUAUACACAACAAAUGCACAAUAACACCUGGAACCAGAAUACCAGCCAGUGGAAAAAGACCCAAUACGUUUUGCCUCCGUCCUGUCAGAAUAGCGUCUUGUAAAACGGAUGACCUUAUCCUCCCGGUAGACGGUGGUGGUAUCGUCCAAUAACAAUAGCCUAUAGAUAAAGAUUUAUGUUUCUCAAACAACACACACACACACACACACGAUCGUACACACAUACAGAUUCUCUCACGCUUAUUACAUGUUAACAACAUCAUGAGAAUCUCUUUUAAGUCUGACUGAACGAAUGACUGAGUGUGAGAUAGAUUUUAACUACCUGCGCGGCUACGUCGAGAGCAGUAAACCUUAUAGAAGUACAAAACACUCCGUAACAUCCUCGGUUGGCAAUUAUGUUGACAUAGUUACAUAGGCUAUACGUAGUCCUUGCUUGGCAGCAUACAAAAAUAAAAGAAGUUGCUCUGGUGCAUAUUCAGAAUUAUCUGCAUUUCAGUUUCUCUAUGCAACUGUUUUUCGGCACGUUUUUCUUUUGUUUUUUUUUAAACGAAUGAGGCUGGCUCAGUUUUUUAUAUAUUUGAUUAGUGUUAGGAUGUUGCCACAUUUAUAAAUAUAACUCGUAGACUACCAGUAGCAGCUUCUCAUCGAUGUGGUUUUGUGGCUAGCUUAUCGGCAAGCCCGACUAAUGCAUAUUUAGAAUCCCUUGCGGAAAAAAAAAAAACAACCACACAA